AUCACUCUAACAGACGAUCUCAUUUUUCUCCCUCCUCUUCUCCCAUCAACCCUUUGUGAUUUUCUUGAGAGUCGUCCAUCCCUCUCAAGUUUCCAUCAUGAAGACUACCUGGAAGGACAUUGCGCCGGUGCCCACGAGCCAGGAAUUCCUGGAUAUCGUGCUGAGUCGCACCCAGCGUCAGCUGCCUACGCAGAUUCGCGCGGGCUUCAAGAUUAGCCGUAUUCGAGCUUUCUAUACCCGAAAGGUCAAAUAUACCCAGGAGACGUUUGGCGAGAAGUUUCAGGCUAUCCUCGAUGGCUUCCCGCGUCUGCAGGACAUUCAUCCGUUCCACAAGGAUUUGAUGAACACCCUCUACGAUGCCGACCAUUUCAGAAUUGCCCUGGGCCAGGUUUCCACGGCGAAACAUCUCAUCGAAACCGUCUCGCGCGACUAUGUCCGUCUCAUCAAAUACGCACAGUCUCUGUUCCAGUGCAAGCAAUUGAAACGCGCUGGCCUCGGUCGCAUGGCCACCAUUUGCCGCCGUCUGAAAGAUCCCCUGGUCUACCUGGAGCAGGUCCGACAGCAUUUGGGCCGUCUGCCUGCGAUCGACCCCAACACCCGAACCCUGUUGAUCUGUGGUUACCCCAACGUCGGAAAGUCGAGUUUCCUGCGCAACAUCACCCGCGCCGAUGUUGACGUGCAGCCGUACGCUUUCACGACCAAGAGUUUGUUCGUGGGUCACUUCGACUACAAAUACCUGCGGUUCCAGGCCAUCGAUACGCCCGGAAUCCUCGAUCACCCGCUGGAGGAGAUGAACACCAUCGAAAUGCAGUCCAUCACUGCCAUCGCCCAUUUGCGGUCGGCCGUCAUGUACUUCAUGGAUCUCUCCGAGCAGUGCGGCUACUCCGUAUCCGACCAGAUCAAGCUGUUCAGCAGCAUCCGGCCGUUGUUCGCCAACAAGAUCGUGUUCAUCGUGAUCAACAAGAUCGAUGUCCGCCGUCCCGAAGACCUGGAGCCCGAGUACCAGCAGGAGCUCCAGGACAUUCUGAAGUCCGGUGACGUGGAGCUGCUGCAGCUCUCCUGCACCACCACCGAAGGCGUCACGAACGUGAAGAACGCCGCCUGCGACAAGCUGCUCGCCGAGCGUGUGGCGCAGAAGCUCAAGUCCGGCACCAACAGCGCCGGCACGCCCGGCGGACGUCUGGGCGACGUGCUGGCCCGUAUCCACGUGGCCCAGCCGAUGAACGGUGCCCAGCGCGAGACGUUCAUCCCGGAGGCCGUCAAGUCCCUGCAGAAGUACGACAAGGACGACCCGAACCGGAAGAAGCUGGAGCGCGACAUCGAGGAGGAGAACGGUGGCGCCGGUGUCUACAACGUGGACAUGAAGAAGAACUACCUGCUGGAGGACGACGACUGGAAGCACGACAACAUCCCCGAGGUGUACAACGGCAAGAACAUCUACGACUUCGUGGACCCGGACAUCGAGGAGAAGCUCGCCGCGCUGGAGGAGGAGGAGGAGAAGCUGCAAGCGGACGGAUUCUACGAGUCCGACGAGGAGAUCGAAGAGGCCGACGAGGCCGACCUGCGCAUGAAGGCGGACCUGAUCCGCGAGAAGCACGUGCUCAUGCGCAACGAGGCCCGCAUGCGCAAGUCGCUCAAGAACCGCGCGAUGAUCCCGCGCAGCGCCAAGUCGAAGCGGGUCGAGGACAUGGAGAAGAGCCUGACCGACGCGGGCUACGACGUCGACGCCGCCUCGGCGCGUGCCCGCUCGCAGCCGUCCCGCGGCCGCAGCACCAACCGCGACGUCGACAUGGACGACUCCAUGGACGUCGACCCGUCGGACCCGCGCCAGGCGAUCGCCAAGGCCAAGGGCCGCGCCCGCAGCCAGGCGGCCACCAACCGCCGCGACGACGGUGUCACCGACGACUUGGCGCGCACCAAGGCCGAGCGUCUGGCCAAGCUGUCUCAGAAGAAGAUGAACCGGAUGGCGCGUGCAGGCGAAGCCGAUCGACACCAGACUGCGUCUCUGGCGAGACAUUUGGUCGCCGGCAAACGUGGCAUGGGCAAGACCUCUCGGCGUUAAAGCAACCACGACACUCCAACCGACCGAGUUCCUCCAUAAUACCAAACGCAGCUACUCAUUUCGUGAUUAUGAACUAUUCGAGAAAAAAGAAGGGCGUUGCGGUGUCAUUACACAGUUUUAUCUAUUUAUUUAUUCUACAUCUGUUUUGUUUUGUUUUGCUUGGCCGUGCUUUUCCCGCUUGUCUGUGGGACGGUGAUAUCCGCGGGAUGGAUGGAUGGAUUCAUUGACUUGAUUGAUUCUCAUUGAGUGAUGAUGAGACCGGGGAGGUGAUAUUGGUAGUAGAUUGAUUGAUUGAGUGAGUGGGUGAUUGGAAUGCCUCUGGCUAGCAUUAUGAAUAUAGUCAUGACUUAUUUUC
Aspergillus candidus is the source of this 2417-nucleotide messenger RNA. Its product is annotated as putative GTPase NOG1. Gene Ontology annotation, biological process: ribosomal large subunit biogenesis. The transcript has 5 exons. NCBI's taxonomy places the organism in Eukaryota, Fungi, Ascomycota, Eurotiomycetes, Eurotiales, Aspergillaceae. Gene Ontology annotation, molecular function: GTP binding; RNA binding; GTPase activity. Bases 98 to 2062 code for a protein of 654 amino acids. Gene Ontology annotation, cellular component: nucleolus. The record is from RefSeq and is a predicted model, not a curated record.